Messenger RNA from Mesocestoides corti, 2796 nucleotides. NCBI's taxonomy places the organism in Eukaryota, Metazoa, Platyhelminthes, Cestoda, Cyclophyllidea, Mesocestoididae. The record is from the annotation of a GenBank genome assembly.
AUGGCACCCAACUCCUCAGCUGUUCCAGAUACACCACACCAACAAUAUGGUGUUACUGUCACUGAGCUCCAAGAAAUGAUGCAAUUACGUGGUCUCGAGGCCAUAGACUAUAUCAAGUCUCGGUAUGAUGGUGUAAUUGGACUUUGCAAACGGCUGAAAACGUCUCCAAGCUGUGGUGAAUUUCUAAUCAACAAACUUUUUUCCCAAGUAAAUGCAUAUUAUUUUAAGAGAUGUUUUUACUCUGUCCUACGUCCAUUAGGUGUUCACAGCGUGGAAGUUGCCGAACGAACCCAAAUAUUUGGAUCCAAUGUUAUACCUCCCAAACCUCCGAAAACGUUUCUGCAACUUAUGUGGGAAGCACUUCAGGAUGUUACACUCAUAGUCCUUAUGGCUGCCGCAGUUGUUUCACUUGCUUUGUCACUUUACAGCAAAUACCUCUUUAUUGAGGAUUUCUGUGUGUGGCUUGAGUUUUCACGCCACUUUGGUUUCACAGUGAUGGAGGUAACUGGCAGCGGUUGCGACUACAUUCGGUCAUUCGAGUUUUAUCGAAGUUUAGAGGACGAAUUCGCCUGGGUUCCUCCCAAGAAAGCCAGUGAAUUGCCCACUCAAUUGGGAAAUAAGACCGAGUGCGCUCUGCUCGGGUUCGUGCAGGCCCUCGGUACCUCAUAUGAGGACAUCAGGAACCAAUGGCCAGAAGAUUCUCUUCUCAAAGUCUUCACCUUCAACUCGGAACGGAAAUCAAUGAGCACGAUCAUUCGAAGCCUCGACCAAAGCAAACGCGGACUAACUGUUUUCACGAAGGGUGCUUCUGAGAUGGUACUUAAAAAGUGCUCCUUCAUACUUGACGCCAACGGUGAGGCCCAGCCAUUCCCCCAAUCAGCACAGGACGAGGUCGUGAAAACCGUCAUUGAGCCAAUGGCCUCCAACGGUUUACGGACAAUUGCGAUCGCCUACAAAAACUAUGUUGGCAGUGGUGUUACACCCGAGAGCAACGAGUUCCCAAUGCCCAGUGGUAAACGGCAGGACCUCGAUGAUGAGAACGGUCUCAUUUGCGAUCUAACUUGUCUUGCAAUUGUGGGCAUCGAAGACCCCGUUCGACCCGAGGUUCCUGCUGCCAUUCGCAAGUGUCAGCGAGCUGGCAUCACCGUACGAAUGGUGACCGGUGACAACGUCAACACCGCCCGCUCCAUCGCCUUGAAGUGUGGCAUCAUUUCAGAGGGCGACAACUACACCAUUCUUGAGGGGAAGGUGUUCAAUCAGCGAGUGCGAGAUCCGCGCACAGGAAAAGUAAAACAGGAGCUCAUCGACCAGAUCUGGCCGUCACUGCGGGUCCUUGCGAGAUCCUCCCCACAGGACAAAUACACUCUGGUCUCGGGGAUAAUUGACAGUCACCUCACCAGAUCGCGAGAGGUGGUGGCUGUAACAGGCGACGGGACCAAUGAUGGACCUGCGUUAAAGAAGGCCGAUGUUGGCUUUGCCAUGGGCAUUGCAGGAACUGAUGUCGCCAAGGAGGCCUCAGACAUUAUCCUCACUGAUGACAAUUUCACCAGCAUUGUGAAGGCAGUUAUGUGGGGCCGGAACGUCUACGACUCAAUCGCGAAGUUUCUUCAAUUCCAGCUUACUGUCAAUGUGGUUGCCGUGAUUGUGGCAUUUGUCGGAGCUUGUUUUAUCACGGACAGUCCCUUAAAAGCCGUGCAGAUGCUGUGGGUUAAUUUGAUCAUGGACACACUGGCCUCGUUGGCAUUGGCGACGGAGAUUCCCUCGGAAGAGCUGCUCGAGAGGGCCCCCUACGGCCGCACGAAGCCCAUUAUCGGACGAGCCAUGAUCAAGGCUAUUGCCGGCCAGGCAAUCUACCAACUCACUGUUGUCUUCUACCUUAUAUGGGGAGGUGAGGUUCUUUUGGAUGUGGACAGCGGACGCGGUUUAUCGGAGCAGGGACUUAGCCGGCCAACUGAACACUUCACAGCCAUCUUCAAUACUUUCGUUCUGAUGACGCUUUUCAAUGAACUGAACGCCAGGAAGAUUCAUGGACAGCGCAAUGUUUUUGAAGGGCUACACCGAAAUCUCCUCUUUGUUGUCAUUUGGAUCACGACCUUUGUGCUACAGGUUAUCAUUGUGCAAUUUGGUGGUUACGCCUUCUCUACCCAUCCCCUGCCUGUGGAACAGUGGCUCUGGUGCAUCUUUUUCGGCCUCGGUUCGCUCAUCUGGGGCCAGUUGGUGAUUUCGGUGCCAGUUUCCGUGAUACCUAAGCGCUGUGUUCCCAAACGAAAGAGGAAAACUCUUCCACGCAAGUCUCUGGUAUACCAGGAGCUUGCCGUUGUGCCAGAGACGGGUGCUCCUUCUACAGGCGACCAAGUCAUCUCUGCCACUCAAAUCCCUCGUCCUGUCCCCUCGGACGAAGAGGAAUCCCUUUCUGAAUCUGAGGUAGACUCUGAGAGUGAAGAAUCGGGUGCUGAGGACAUUGGAAGUGGAGACCUUAAGAGCACAGGCCAGAUUCUCUGGAUCCGUGGUCUUUCGCGACUGCAGACACAGGCCACACGCGAUCAUGAGUUGGAUCACCGGAGUGAUGAGUUUAUGGGUCGGGUGCGUCGCUUCACUCUGAGUCAAAUCAAUACCGAGGGUUUGCAGCACCCUCUUGUGCUGGCAGCCCGCCGACAAAGUGUUAGUUUGUCAUCCGCGGGAAUUGGCGAGGACGGCCGUCUCUCCUCGCAGUACCGUCUCGGCGGCAUCGGAUGUCUGGAGGAAGAACCGGAAGAAUCGGUAGAUGAUGACGAUGAAUCCGAACAUAAUCGAUAA